Brassica rapa (field mustard) is the source of this 3662-nucleotide messenger RNA. Its product is annotated as zinc finger CCCH domain-containing protein 29. Gene Ontology annotation, molecular function: metal ion binding; protein binding. The record is from RefSeq and is a predicted model, not a curated record. Lineage: Eukaryota; Viridiplantae; Streptophyta; Magnoliopsida; Brassicales; Brassicaceae.
GUGGAAUCGGGCGGCCAAGUGAAUGACAUUUUCUGUCACCCACCCAAACUCCAAAGAAGAGAAGGCGUGUCUCACUUUCUCUCUCGUGCCGCAAGCUUUUCAAGGCGUGUUCCUCACUUGCUUUACUCCAUUACAAGUAGUAGUCUCCUACUAGAAGACCAACAACAACAAGUUGGAUCUCUUUGUUCAUCAGUGACAUAUAUUAAAUUGAAAACCACUGAGACAAGAGUAUCUAUAAGAACAUUGAGAUAAAGUUUGAUCUCUGUUUAAUGAUUGUUUAAGCGUUUGUUCUUGUAUUUAUUCUUUGAAAAUAUGGCGUGUGUUUUCAGAAUAUAUUUUAUUUAAAUUGUUGUAGACUCACAGUAGGCUAAUCAAAGCGCGUCCUACAGCGCACCGCACAGAUACUCUCUCACGGUACACAUCCCCAACUCCACCAUUUACCAUUUAUCGACCACAUAUAUUGAUGCUCUCUUUAAUUUUAUUUUUCAGUUCAAAAUUUUCUUAAUAUCGAAGGAUCUUAUUUCUGGACACGCACACGCACACCCAUACAUUUAUAUGGUCAGACAGUGGAUCUGGUCAGACAAAAAAAAUUGAAUGUCUUUUAAAUUAAACUAUCUUGUCCAGAUAUUCUUUAACUAUUCUGUAAUUGCACCUCAACUAAUUUCCAAGUUUUGUAACCAACAUAUUUGUAACCAAACAAACAUAAAACUAUUAUGAGAGAAUAUUUAACUAGAGCGCCUGAAUUUAGUGGAUGGGUUAGGUUAUUUCCCUUUGAGAUUUUUAUUAUCCAAACAAAGUGAUCGAUCUAACUUCAAAUUUCCGCGCUUGUGUGGUUUUGGCCUAGUUUCAUCCGUUUUCCAGUUGCUCUUUUGAUUAUAUCUCAAGAGUGGUUGGAAAGAUUGAUGUUAGCGGGACAAAUGACCAUUCGGCGUAUGAGUGGUGAUUGGAUAGUUAGUGUUUGUAGGCUCUGUGCUCGCGCACCCAACUACAGACCAACUAUCUUCCUCAGUUUCUUCACUAGCAUAGUUUUAUGCUUGUUGAACUGAUCCGGGGCCUGUGUUGCGUACCCCUCUAGAAGGAAUUGUUAAGCUUUACUUAAAAUGUUGAUUGCGGUAUCUCCUUCAGUGGGAAAGUCAUGAACACAUAAGCCGAUCAGCACUUGUUUUAGAAAAAACAAAACAGGUACAUAAACUACAAUCUAGCUCAACAGAAGCUGGUUUCUAAAAACAAUAAAUAUUUCCGGACAAGACUUUUUCUAUAAAGAGAAAGUUGACACAAAAAAAAAAGAAUGGGUGUUGUUUAUUCCCCUCAUGAAACUUGCUUUUGGUCAUUAUAAAAAUACAUUUUGAAAAAAUCAAUGAGAUAGGAGUAAUAUUUUUGCAAAAGACUAAACAAAUUGAGUAGAAACAGUCAGCAAAACAGUGACAUCCUUACCUUUUAAAAGUUCCCCAGUUUUGACUUUUGACCUAAACCAUUUCCAUGAUGACGAGUAGAAGAAACAAAAACAACAAAAAAUACAAUAAUAUAAAAUUUAAGAAAAGGAGACCAAGAAAGGUAGACGAAAGGAAGAGGGCAACUUCCUCUCUUCUUCUUCGCAACGAAGCUUUCUUUUUAAAAGGAGCCUUUACGUCGUCUCUAUUAAUCCUUCUUCUUUAGAAACCCAAACCACUUCUUUAAUUCUUCUCUAAACCUUCCAGAGUUUGUAACUUUGCUAUUGAUUUUCCUCUCACCUUCCUGCAAAGCUAUAUCUUCUUCUCUAGAGAAGAGAUGUGCGGCUCAGAGAGAAACCUCUGCUCUUCAAGAACCAUUUUAACAGAAGAUGAACUCAUGAGGGCCAAAGCAGAACAAGAGCGUGUUGACGCCACCAUGUGUCUUCUUGAACUCGCAGCCUGCGAUGAUCUACCAUCGUUCAAGAGACAAACCGAAGAGAGCUCUCUGGAUAUCAACGAACCGGGCUUGUGGUACUGCAAACGGGUCGGGUCAAAGAAGAUGGGGUUCCAAGAAAGAACACCUCUCAUGGUUGCUGCUAUGUACGGAAGCAUCGAAGUUCUAACUUACAUAAUCUCCACAGGAAGAUCAGACGUGAACAGAGUUUCAAGCGACGAGGAGAAAGUCACAGCUCUUCACUGUGCUGUUUCUGGCUGUUCUGUCUCUAUCGUCCAAGUCAUCAAGAUCUUGCUUGAUGCCUCCGCUUCACCUAACUUCCUUGAUGCUAACCAAAACAAACCGGUUGAUUUAUUGGUUCAAGCUUCUCGGUUUAUACCUAACCAGACUAGAAAAGCGGUUGAGCUUCUGUUAACCGGAGUUAUUAGUUCAGAAGAGGAGGAAGUGAUGAAGAGUGUUGUGAGUAAGUAUCCAGCAGAUGCAACUCUCCCUGAUAUCAACGAAGGCGUUUAUGGAACAGACGAGUUUAGGAUGUUUAGCUUCAAGGUCAAGCCAUGUUCUAGGGCUUACUCACACGACUGGACCGAGUGUCCUUUUGUUCAUCCUGGCGAGAACGCGAGGAGGAGAGAUCCGAGGAAGUUUCCUUACAGCUGUGUCCCUUGUCUUGAGUUUCGUAAAGGGUCUUGUCCUAAAGGAGAUUCUUGCGAGUAUGCGCACGGUGUUUUCGAGUCUUGGCUUCACCCUGCUCAGUAUAAGACACGGCUUUGUAAAGACGAGACGUGUUGCGCAAGGAAGGUUUGUUUCUUUGCUCAUAGGAGGGAUGAGCUGAGAGCUGUUAAUGCUUCCACUGGCUCAGCAAUGGUUUCACCACCGAUGUCUCCUUCAUCGCCGAGUGUUACUUUGUCUCCAAGACACGGUGGUUUAUGGCAGAACAGAGUUAAUGGCCUUACACCACCACCGUUGCAGCUUAACGGUAGUAGGUUGAAGUCGAGAUUGAGCACUAGAGAUGUGGAUAUGGAGAUGGAGCUAAGGCUUCGUCGUGGUGCUUAUGAUUCUCCUUCUUCUGUGAUGCAACUUCAAUCUCCAAGCAGGAGCCAUUACCCUUCUUCUCCUAAUAGGCAACCGCCUCCACACGGGUUCGAGUCUUCAGCAGCUAUGGCAGCUGCGGUGAUGAACGCGAGAUCAUCAGCGUUUGCUAGACGCAGUUUGAGUUUCAAACCAGCUCCGGUUGCUACUUCGAAUGUUGUUUCGGAGUGGGGAUCGCCUAACGGGAAGCUUGAGUGGGGAAUGCAAAGAGAGGAGAUGAACAAGAUGAGGAGAAGUGCCUCCGUUGGCAUUCACGGAAACAACAACAACAGUUACAACAAUGUGUCGGUUUCUGUAAGAGACUACAGUGAUGAGCCAGAUGUCUCCUGGGUGAACUCUUUGGUGAAAGAGAGUGAGCCUGAGAGAGCCUUUGGGUUGAAUGAGCGGGUAGGGAACACGUUUAAGGUGCGGUCGUGGGCAGAGCAAAUGUACAUAGACCAUGAGAAGCAGCAGAUUGUGGCAUAAGAAGCAGAUAAAAUGAGACUUCGUUGCUUUUCUUAUGGGCCGGCCUCUCAUCUAACAAAGUCUUGAGAAUAAUUCUUUGAUAUGUGUUUGACUCCAUAGUUUUUAUUAUAUGUUCUUUAUAUUUUCUUGUUCUUUUUUUUUCAUGUCAUUCUCUUGUCUUUUGUGACACUAUGUAAUGAUUAAAACGAAAUAAUUGAUUAAUGAGCUCAAAUGUUCUCCUGAAUGAA